This is a messenger RNA of Bradysia coprophila, 3695 nucleotides long. RefSeq lists its product as uncharacterized. Gene Ontology annotation, cellular component: cytoplasm. Gene Ontology annotation, molecular function: protein binding. The record is from RefSeq and is a predicted model, not a curated record. NCBI's taxonomy places the organism in Eukaryota, Metazoa, Arthropoda, Insecta, Diptera, Sciaridae.
UCUCAGUUGAGUUUUUCUCACUGCACACUGUAUUUUAGUAAGUGAUUUUCCGUGCUGCUGUGUUGCAAUUUUCCUUUUUUUCUUGUUUUCAUCAGUGCUUCAAGUAAAAAUUAUGUUCAAAUAAUGUAACACAUAGCGUAAUUGGUGCGAAGCAUUGGAAAAAAAAUAUUUUUCCACAGAAAGCUAUAAAAAGGAUACAUAACUGACCUGAAAUUUGUGCACUAGAAGUUUUAUAUAAAACUAAGUUUUCUGUUGUGAAAUUAAUAUUAUAUUGAAAAUAUCGUCAAUAUGUGACAGUGGACUGUGAAUUUCUAGGUUCUUGAUAAAUCAAUUCUCUUUUACAAAGCGUUCUGUGUAGCAUUUGCCGUUGGUAAAAAUGAAUGAAAAACUUUAGUAUGUUUUUCAAGAGAUGAAUUGUUGUGUAUAAAUCGAUUUUCCUUGUCGUUGCUGUUUACCCUCUGUAAAAAGGGAAGUUAUCUGAUUGUGGAAAUAUAAUUCGCGAACUGAACUGAUUUUCGCUUUGCAAUUUUGGAUAUGUUUAUUGUGUGACUUGGUAUAUUUCCCUUUCAAGACUGUAAAAGGUGCACACAUGUUAUACAUUUAAUGGUGAAGAGUUCAAAUCAAUUUUUUAUUGUUAAUAAUUGAAUUACGUUCAAUCUGGUGCAAAAUCUAUAAAUUUGUUGACAGUACCUCAGAGGGUGCAAAACAUUUUUUUUUACAUUUUUUGUAUGCAAAAAAUGUCUUCGAUGUCAGCUCAAGGAGUAGUUGAGCGAGCGUCAGCUGAGCUAUCGAAACGAAUAAAUGGUUUGGGCCUACGUUCAAAACAUCAUCAUGGUCAUGGCAAAACUAGCGUUAUGGAACGAGUGACGAAUGCCUUAUGUGGAGGCAGCAGUCAUAAUAAUGCCCCAAUUGGUGCUCCAGAAAAACCGUCCAGAAUAAUUACAGGCAAACAAAUUGUGGGUAAAAAUGCUUCAUCUAGUCAACAGGGUACACCGCACUUAAUUCGAAAAAUACAACCACCACCGCCAAACAGUGGUUUUUAUCAGCUUCCACAAAUAUUAACGUUAGAACAGUUGUUUCUAGACGAGAGAUUUCUUAGCAAAUUUUUCCUAUAUUUUACCUCAUAUGAGCGUCGUGUUUUGGCUCAGGUUUGUACAAGAUGGCGAGAUCUACUGUAUCGUUCUCCUAACUACUGGGUAGGCUUACUACCGGUUCUGCAAUGUCGUGAACUGCGGCAUGUUUCGAGCCCAGAUAGGGUGAAAUUAUAUAGUUCGUUGGUACGUCGUGGAUUUCAUGCUCUUUGCCUCUUAAGCGCUACUGAUGAAGAUGCAUGUGAUAUGAUACACUCGUUUCCAUUGGCCUCAAAACAAUUACAUUCCUUAAGCUUACGUUGUUCGUCGAUAAGCGAUCGUGGUUUGGAAACUUUAAUAGAUUAUUUACAAGCCCUUUUUGAACUAGAGCUGGCUGGCUGUAAUGAGGUAACUGAGGCCGGAUUAUGGUCGUCUUUAAAUCCUCGUAUAAUUUCUCUUUCCCUGGCUGAUUGUAUUAAUAUUGCCGAUGAGGCAGUUGGGGCAGUAGCACAACUACUGCCAUCACUGUAUGAAUUUUCGCUGCAGGCAUACCACGUUACAGACGCAGCUCUAGGAUAUUUUUCACCAAAACAAAGCCAUAAUUUGAGCAUAUUACGAUUGCAGUCGUGCUGGGAGCUUACAAAUCAUGGAAUAGUUAACAUUGUACACUCGUUACCACAUCUCACCGUUUUAUCGUUAUCGGGAUGUAGCAAGGUGACUGAUGACGGAGUGGAGUUAAUAGCAGAAAAUCUGCAAAAAUUAAGGGCACUAGAUCUCUCCUGGUGUCCCCGCAUCACCGAUGCAUCGCUUGAAUAUAUCGCCUGUGAUUUAAAUCAACUCGAAGAGUUAACACUUGAUAGAUGCGUUCACAUAACCGACAUAGGAGUUGGUUAUAUAUCGACGAUGCUAUCUUUAACAGCACUAUUUCUACGAUGGUGUUCGCAAGUACGUGACUUUGGCCUGCAGCAUUUAUGUUCGAUGCGAAAUUUACAAGUACUGUCUCUAGCGGGCUGUCCUCUACUCACAUCUAGUGGAUUGUCAAGUUUGAUUCAGCUGAGGCAUCUACAAGAACUGGAACUGACAAAUUGUCCGGGCGCAUCGCAAGAACUGUAUGAAUAUCUUCGAGAACAUUUACCCCGUUGUUUAAUUAUAGAAUAGGAUUUUAGUGGGUGGCACUUCAAUUAUCGGUUUAAACUUAGAUAAUCACUUCUGAAGACUCUUAGUUUUUAAAGAAAAUAAAAAAAAAGAAAAAUUAAUUGCAAACGCGGAUUAAAGUCCUAAAAGCAACUCGCUCGAUUUAGAAUUUUAAAAGCAAAAUAAGCACACAUUUAAGAGGCCGUAUGCGAUAAUCAUAUUAAUAUUAUUAGGCAUGAGUCCCUUUUUUUGGUUUAAAGCGAAAAUGUAUUUAGAAUUCCAAAGUUUAAGCAAGCAAAAAUAAAAUCUAACUGGGUUGUGUUAGCGUUCUUCACAAUACAUUUUUGAGAAUUGUGUACAAAAAUCAAAAUUUUUGCGAAAAUUGUUUGUAUUUAAAAAAAAAUUGAAUUCAAUGGUUGAACAACACGGUUUUGGUUUGUAUAUUUCGAAGAAGACUAAAAACAAACAAAAAGAUUGCCAAAAAUUAACAGAUGUACUUUCACAUGAAACAAUGGGUUUAUAAUGUCGUCAAAAAACAGUGGUUCUACGUUAGGUGCGAUGUUGCAAUAUCCAUAAUAUUUACACGCUUCUGCAUCGAAAAACGUUCAUUCCAUCAAAGAAGCAUUUUUUCGGUGUCCUCAGCCUGUAAAAUAUUAUACGUAGGGACGACAAAUGAAAAGUCACGGUUGAGCAUGGUUAUUGACCUCGUCCUCGCCUCGGAUCAACAAACCUCACGCGAAAACUUGACUUUUCAACUUUUCCGUCCUUGUGACAUCCUACAUCCCACAUGGAUUUGGCUUGGACAGUCAAACUCAUCCGUAUGUUUUUUAACGCGUAAAUCAAAACCAUCGAACCAUUUAGGAGCCUAAAUCCUUUUUAUAACAGCUCAGUAUAGUCGAAAAACAUACCAUUUCACGCGGCACAUUUCUUUCAAAUCCCGAAGCCGUCAGCAUUGAACAAGACAGGCCUUCUAACACUUCGACAUCAUGUACGUAAAUUAGCACGAUCAAGUUCCAUUAACAAAAUCAAAAAAACCAGUGAAUCGAUUCGUCACCGGUGAGCCCUAUUUGAGAAAUAUUUACAAAAAUUUUCUAAAGAGUGUCUUAAGACUGACAAGAUUCUCAACUUUUUGUAAAUUUGUUUUCGUGUUCUUUGUGCAUCAAUUAGGCACCUGAGAAAGCAGCUCUCAUUAAGAAAAAUAUCGAUUAACCUGUUACGUACGGCUAUCAUCUGUUUCAUAGAUAAUGACUUUAGGAAGAAAAAAAACGAAAAACUCUGAUCAAUGCGAUCUUAUCGGUAUAGCAAAAGCAUGUUCGAAAAAAUUGAAGUAAAAGAUUCGAUCGCACAAAUGCUGAUAUGCUUGCUGUCUGUGAAAGGUUAAUGGAUUCAAUAGAUAAAAUAUGUCUAAAUUGUUGAUGUCUUUGACUCUUUUAAUUCAAUGCAACCAUCGCCGAACUUAACCGGAUCAAUCGACAUGGUUGUAUCGAAAUA